AUGCAGGAAAAAUGCCUUGCACUAAAAAAAAUUGAUUAUAAAAGUCUCCAAAAAGAACUAUUGCACGCCACAAAAAAGCGUGAUUUGAACAAAAUCAAGGUAGUUUUUAGUUGGAUUUUGUGUUGUUUAAUCAUUCAAAACUUUCUCCAGAGCCUGGCGAAGGGCAGGACGAAGAUACAUUUGAAACGAAGUCUCAAUUUACGAUGCCACUAUAACUUUCAACCUUUGGUUCUGGCUUGCCAGAUUGGUUUUUACGAGGGUGCCAGGCUUCUGGUCGGUUUUUUCAAGUUCAAAUUCGUAUAUUCAUUUGAAGAUUCGUCUUGGCGCUGAUCCUUUAAAUUGUUUCCGCACAGCCACGACAGAAAGGGGGCAGAGUUUGUUUUUAAGAGCAAUUUGAAUUGAAAAAUUUUGUUUUGCAUGGUUGUGUUCAUUUAUUGAAAAGGAAUGGUAACGAGUUUUAUUCGUGCAAUUUUGAAAAAAGUCACGGAGCAUUUUUCUCGGUGUUUUUUAAUUUUUCGGUUUCAGUUUUGAACAUCUGACCUGUUUUCUCAUCAUAUAAUGCGCAGAGUUCUUUGUUUCAUCAUAACUUUUUAAAAAGGGAAAUAAGUCAUGUUGAAAUGAUCCCGCAAAAUUCAAAAUAGUCGUCAAAGAGGGAGAAAGAUAACUAAAUUUAGGAGAGUCAGUAAUAGUUUCUUGUAAGUCGAUUUGAACACGGAAUAUGAAGUUUUAAUAAAUUCAAAGUAAAAAGCUAAAAAAAUUUUUUUUUCAAUUUUCAGUAGAGCUAACUCCUCUGCGAUACGCUAUUCAAAAAGUUGGCACCCAAAAAUGUUGGAAUAUCUUCAAGCGAAGAUCUUGCAAAAACUUCAAGGUUAGUCCAUAGAGGCUGCCAAUAGCUUUGAAUAUUUUUCAGGUCGUCAGGGCACUUGUUGAAGGAGGAAAGUUGGAUUUAAAGAUGCCUGCUGGAAAUAAUCAAGAAUCUCCCUUGUUUCUCGCUUGUGCUUACUCCAAUUUAUCUUUGGGUUUAUCCAAAAAUGAAACUUUCAAUUUUGUUGUCUUCAUUUUCAGUCAAGUACUUUUGUCAACGUGGUGCCAAGGUUGAAGAUCGAAAUAUCGCUGGUUCGACUUGUAUAAUGGUUCCCGAGUACUUCAGAAAGGAGAAAUCGGUCUUUCAACAAAAGUGGAUUUGAAAUCUAGAAAACUCAUUUUUCAGCGGAAAAUCUUCAAAUAUUUGAUCAAACAAGGUCUUUCUGUGGACGCUGUCAACUCUGAUGGUGAGUUGAGAAAAAAAAAUCAUCGAAUGUUGCAAAUUUCGAAGUCUCUGAAAGUAUCUGAAUUUUUGGAUAUACUCGGGACAAGCUUGAAAAAAAAAAUCAAUCUUCUGUUUUAUCUGGUCCAAUUUGAAAACUUGUGAUUAUUUUUAGGUAAUAAUUUUUUUCGAAAAGAAUUUCGGAAUCAAAGAUUACUUAGAAUAAUUAUUCGAUUAUUACAUUAUAGUUAUGAGAAACUCAAUUUUUUUUUUCUCCGCUUCACUCGGAAAAGAAAAAGCUAGAUAUGUGAAGAGACGCGAGAAAAACAGCCCUCGUUUCUCUGAACUCUCUUUUGACCACCGUUGUUCUCUCGCUUUACAUACUAUAGUCUGUUUAAUGACAAGUCGUCGCUCAAGCUCCGCCCCCAAUGACGCGAUAAUUCAAUCAGAAAACGAGCGAUUUAUAGCUUAUCCACGGCUGACUUUAGCCAUCGAAAAAGGGUCUUGACACGAUAAUACACGAGAUAGCGCCUGGCUCGUGGAUAGCGCAGACAGGACACGCCCCCUUAGCGUCCCAAGCUAACCGUGGAUCAGCUAUAGAGUGCGUGUUCGAAUGACGUUCUUGUACUCUCGGGCAAAGUCGGAAUGGUGGAUAAUGACCGCUAAAAGGGAGAGGCUCGAAAAAGGUCGCAGAAUGACUGCAAAAAGGCUGAAAAAAGAAUCCCUUUAUCGAGCCUUCCAUUUUUUCGGGGAUUUUAAAGGCUCAAGAAAUGGCGGAAAAAGGGAGAGGCAGCAAAAAUGAAGCAUAAGAGCCGAUGAAAUACAGCAAAAAGACAGAAAAAAAGGGAAAAUUUUUAUCGAGUCUUUUUCCAUCUUUUCCGACUUUGCCUAUGCUUGUAAUUCAAUGUCUGAGACUACUAUUCUCAUUUUAAAACUGUUUUUGAAAAUAUAUUCAAUUUUUUUCCAGGUGAAACAGCGCUCCAUCUCGCUGUGAAAGCUCGCAAUUCGUUUCUCGUUGCGCUUUUAACGGCUGAAGGCGCCAAAUUGGUCCGAAAUAAUGAUGGCGAGACUCCGCUGCACACGGCUGCUCUUCAGGCCGUUCAGAAAUCUCCUGCAAGCAUUCCAUCAUCCAAUUUUUCACCUUUCUCAAAAAUUACAGUGUGAAAUCCUGGAACACCUGACCGAAUACGCGGAUGACAAAAAGGCGAAAAAAGAUGCGCUUUUGCUCAAUUUCAGCGCGAAAUGUUUUCGUUCAAACGGCAAAAUCGACAAAAACGCGCUUGAGGUGCUGAAAAAAGCGCUCAAGGUUGGUGACAACUGGCACAGAAAAGAAAGAGAUGUGACUUUGCAGAUAAAUGUCCCGGCGGAAGAGGAAGUUGUGCCGAAUCCGGCCUUCGAUUCCCUUCGUGAAGCGGUUUCCAUAACCGAUUACAAGGCUGCGAAAUCGCACAACAGAUAUAAUCAUAUGCAAGUGUGUAACUGAUUGAUUUUCGUCAAUUUAUAGCCAAAUAAAAUUUAAUUUGAGUUGAAAAAAUGUCCCUAAUUUUUUUUUCUCAUGUCCUUUUUUUGAACUAUAGUCUGUUCAGAUUUUGAAUGUCAAGUCGUCGCUCAAGCUCCGCCCCUAAUGGUGCGAGAAAUCAAUCAGAGAGCGAGCCAUCCACAGAGUGUUUUUGAAUGACGUCAUUGCAAUUGAAAUUCAAAAUCUGAACAAACCAUACUCAAUGAAUGCGCUAAAUUUUCAACAAGAAAAUCAUAAAAGUUCGGUUUUUUUUUUAUUAAAAGCCCGUUUUUGUGUACCUUCUGUAAAAAAAAUUCUUCUAGUGCUUCAUCAUCCUCGAAAGGAUCCUCGGCCCUGGAAACGAAAUUCUUCGCAAAAAUCUCCUCGAAUAUUGUUUUCACGCAGAUAAAAUCCAAUGCUUCAACAUGCGGUUUGGUUUGCAUUUCUCGAAAAAAAUAAUCAAUUUCUGGUUUUUUUGUUUCCAUCGAGCAUGAAAAAUUUAAGCUUUUUUUGGAAAUCCAUUAAAAAUCUAUAAAAAAAGAAAAAAAUCAGAAAUAUCAUAGGCAAAGUCAGAAAGGGUGGAAAAGGUCCUAUAGAAAUGUUCCUUUUUUGCUGUCUUUUUGCGCCUUUUCAUCGGCUCUUAUGUACCAUUUUUGCUGCCUCUUUUUUUUUACCAUUCCUUGAGCUUUUAGAAACCCAGAAAAAAUGGAAGGCUCGAAAAAGGGAUUCUUUUUUUUUGCUGCCUUUUUUGAGCCUCUCCCUUGCAAUCAGUCGAAUUUAUUUCGUUUUCAGGUACAAUGCUCUUCGUUGUUACACCAUUUCCCUGUAUCAGAAGUUGGAAAAUUUUCUUCGAUUUAAAAAAAAAAAGAUUUCUCAGAUAUUCCAAGCCUCUCUCAGAAGGUCUAAUCGAUGCACUCUCCUUUUUUUCUGGCUGGAUCGAAAACUGGGAUGAGAUUAGGAACGCGGAGAAAAAAAGAACUGCUUUGAAAAUGGCGGCGUUUCUUUUCGACGAGCUCUGCUUCGCCUUGGAGACAGUUUGUUAAUCGAAAAAAAAUUAGCCACGGGAAAAUCAGUACCUCAGAAUUGUUGUUGAGCUCCUACAUGAAUCUCACCUUAUUUUUCGUUUAUCAAGCCAAUUUUCCCGCGGCUUGUUUUUUUUUUUUGCAGAAUUAGUCUCAAAAUUUCAGAUUAUAACUUUAGGCCCACAAAGAACACAUUCACAAUCAGCACCGGGAUGAGUGGGGGGAAAAAUUUGCCGGUUACGUCUUGGACAUUUUAUCCAAAGUUUGUUUUUCUUUUUUUUCUAACUUUUUAACCGAUGGAUGAUUUCAUUUUUAUUUUUCACUCUAUAUUUGAAUAUGCUAAAAAGUUCAGUUAUUAUUCAGAUAUCAAGCCUGGGUUUCGAUGCGGAGGAAGCUGAUAAAUUGAAGGGAAUCGGAAUCGAUGUGGGUGAAAAUUGAACAUAGGCAAAGUCGGAAAGGGUGGAAAAGGCCUCUUUUUUGCUGCCUUUUUGCGUCAUUUCAUCGGCUCUUAUGUAUAGCUGAUUCACGGCUGGCUUGAGCCAUCGAGUGAAGGGUCCUGCCACGAAAAGAGACGAGACAGGGCCCUGGUUGGUAGAGAGUGCAGACAGGCCACGCCUUUUUGCGUCCUAAGCUAGCCGUGAAUCGUCUAUACUAUUUUUGCGGCCUCUCCCUUUUUCCACCAUUUCUUGAGCUUUUAAAAUCCCAAAAAAAGGAAGGUUCAAUAAAGGGACUCUAUUUGCUGCCUUUUUUAAGAGAAAAAUCGUCUAGCGGGAAAUAAAAUAUUAUGAUUUUAAGUUGCGUCGUUUUGCGAGAAUCGCUUCUCUUCUUCACAUAACCGUGUUCCACAUGAGGAAUUUCAUGGGGUUCGAUAUCAAACAAAAGAAAAAUUGAAAUUUUCUGACUUUAGGAUGACGAAAUGGAUUACGGUGUUGGCGAAAGCUGGCUUGAAUAUCAACGAGAGGGAUAGGAAGGGCCAGACGGCGUUGGCGGCUCUGUUCGUUGAGGCGGAUUCGGAUCCUCUCCUGCGUCUUCUUCGACGUUUUUUCGACCAAGUUCCGAUUUUUCUUUAACCUCAGAUACCGGUGACAUUUUCGCGGGCGCUUUUAGACAGAGCUGCUGACGUGCGCUCCCCCGACUGAGUAGAUCAGUUAAAAUGAAGUUUUGGUGAAAGAAUCUGCAGAGAGUCGGCUAAUAUAUAAAGGUCAUCUGGAUAUGUAACAUUGACGCGAAAGAUACUGUAGUCUUGGGGGAGGAGUUAGCUACUUGAAGUUUAGAAUCUGAACAGACUAAGAAGGGUUUACUUACCGGCGGCUCUAAGUGGACUUGCUGAUCUUCGCUUGCGACGUUUUUUGGCUUUCGUGCGCUAUGACGUCACUAUUAAAAAGUGGCCUGGUACACGUUUGUCACUUUCCCGUUUUCUGCUCUGAAAGCACCCGCGGAAACAUAUGAGCGAUGGUUCGAAAAAAUUAUGGAUCCGCGAAUGUUCGUGAGCGUUAAUUGUGCAUACAACAAUCUUGGGGGCUCGAAUCUUUGAAAAUUCGAUGUAUACACUUCGGCACUACCGGUAGAGCUCCCAUAGUGCUGAAGUAUAUAUCGGAGGUAUCGUCUGUGUGACACGACUUGAAAUUUCACCGAACGACAUCCGCUGUUCCGCUGCGUGUGUCCGCGAAGCGUUUUUCGAAUCUAGGUCACGCUUUCAAUUGAUUUUUAUUGCUGUGGGAAGUAGAGUACCUUGAUAAAAGAAAAAAAAAAUUUAAAGCGUGACCAAAUUUCGCAAAGGCGCGCAGCGGCACAGCGGAAUGUCGUUCGGUGAAGUUCCAAGUCGUGGUACACAGGCUAUGUGACAAUGAACAUAUUAUUAUACCAUCCUGAUUCAUUUUGAGGCAUAUGCUCCAUAUACUACUUUUAUCAUCUGACCCCGAUUCGUCUAUGCUAAGAAAAGUUUAGUGGGGGACAAAUGUGGUCCCUUGUAACUCAACCCUAUAAGAGCCCCCUAAACUUUUCUUAGUGUCACUCAUCAUCGUUUUCAAACAGGGUCGGCCUGGACAGCGGCACUAUUCUCCUUCGCUUCAAAACCCCGGUUUACCGAGAGUUUCUCACCAACGGCGCCCGGAUUUUCGUCGAGGAUCGUGAUGAGGACACUGUUUUUGAACAUUUGCAGGAAAACGUGUACGAAGCAGAUCCAAUUAUCGUUGGUAAGUCAAGAAGUUGUUAAAGCUUGAAAAAUGAUAAUUGAUGAAGGAAAAAAUAGUAUUAAGAAUUUCAAAAUGGGUCCACUUCCCAGUUUUUUUAACUGGCUUAUUUUUCAAAUUAAUGAUUUUUCAGGCAAUUUCAUCACACUGAAAGACAUUUGUGCGCUAGCCGUCGAAAAAGAAUACUCGGAAAGUUUUCUGCGAAAAGCCCUGCCGCUCAAUUUGCAUGGAUAUUUCGGCUUCAAUGAUUGCGACGAUGAUUGCUUCCGAGAGUCUGAUUUUGAAGGAUUCAUGGACCCAUUUUUCUAA
Caenorhabditis auriculariae is the source of this 6267-nucleotide messenger RNA. The record is from the annotation of a GenBank genome assembly. NCBI's taxonomy places the organism in Eukaryota, Metazoa, Nematoda, Chromadorea, Rhabditida, Rhabditidae.